Messenger RNA from Paramecium sonneborni, 487 nucleotides. NCBI's taxonomy places the organism in Eukaryota, Ciliophora, Oligohymenophorea, Peniculida, Parameciidae. The record is from the annotation of a GenBank genome assembly.
AUGUAAGAAAGAGUUAGAGAACAAUUAUUAUCUCCUUAAUUCAAAGAAACAGAAUAAGAAUUUAUUACUCAAGAAAUGCGUAAGUUCUCUAGCAUAUCAGCUAUUGAAAUGAAUACUCCAGACACAAAGUAUCGUUCUACAAUUACACCAACAAAAAUGGAUACAUCAAAAGAGAUGAAUUCACUUCAUUAUAGAAAUAAAACUUUUGAUGAUGAUAUUUUUAGAUUAUAUGAUGAAAUUAAAGAUCUUCAUUAAAGAAGAGAAUUAAAUCUAUCAACUCUAAUUGAACCAAAAAUUCUUUUUACAAAACAGGAAUAUCCUUCUAAAAUUAUGUAUAAAUAUAAAAUGAAAUAGAGUUAAACGAAAAAGAAUGGAGGUAUAAAUGAAUAAUGAUAACGAUUAAGCCUUAAUUGAUAAAAUGUAUAGAGCAAAUUAAAUAAACUAUAAUAAUUUGUUCAAUAUAAUUUGAUUAUGAUAAAGAGAGGAG